Molecule: messenger RNA, 900 nt
Organism: Cydia amplana
Lineage: Eukaryota; Metazoa; Arthropoda; Insecta; Lepidoptera; Tortricidae
Gene: COMMD4
Exons: 7
Coding region: 1-816 (271 amino acids)
Source: RefSeq, a predicted model, not a curated record
AUGUGCGCGCACGUUUUGUUCAUGUUCACGCGCAAAUUCAAGUUCUGUUCGGAUGGCGACUGCCCGCUGUGGGCGCUGGCGGCGCUGCACGCGCUCGGCAGCCUGCCCGCCGCCGUGUUCCGCGCGCUGCUGCAGCACAUCGUGGAGGAGCUGCCUUCCUGCUCGGCCUGCCCAUUGAGGGCGCUGGCGGCGCAGCACGCGCUCGGCAGCCUGCUCGCCGCCGUGUUCCGCGCGCUGCUGCAGCACAUCGUGGAGGAGCUGCCUUCCUGCUCGGCCUGCCCACUGAGGACGCUGGCGGCGCUGCACGCGCUCGGCAUCCUGCCCGCCACCGUGUUCCGCGCGCUGCUGCAGCAUAUCGUGGACGAGCUGCCUGAAGACGGAAUCAUGGAUAUAUUAAAGGACACUAGUUUAUCGUCUCGCGAGGAAUCCGCUAGAGCUGCAGCAGCCAUUCGCUGGGUGUUGCGGCAGACCUGGCGCGGCGGCUGCCCCGGCUCCCAACUAACUCGUGAUCUCCUGGUACUCGGUCUGCCGAGGACACACGCGUCAGCGCUGGCUGAAGCGGCAGACAAUGGCAGGGAGGCGUAUGAGGCCAAAAUACUGACCAGCGGAUUCAUGGUCAACAGGCUGACAGACGUGACCACGAGCCCUGGACCCGAAGGAACAGUGGACACAAUAAAGCUGGCACUACACUCGGAAGAUGUCACCGGUGAACACGCGCAGGACACCUUGCUGGUUCACAAAUCGCAGGUGACGACCCUGCUUAAGGAGUUGAAGCAGGCGUAUCGGAAAAUGGAAGGGUUGGAUAAUAUGGAAUAGACGCACUUGUUAAUUAUACGUGUAAACUCGCAUAUUUAAUUAAGAUUAAGCUAUUUAUUAAGGUAUACAGAUCGUUUGCCUCAA